Molecule: messenger RNA, 279 nt
Organism: Trichomonas vaginalis G3
Lineage: Eukaryota; Parabasalia; Trichomonadida; Trichomonadidae
Exons: 1
Coding region: 1-279 (92 amino acids)
Source: RefSeq, a predicted model, not a curated record
AUGAGUGGAGUUUCUCCAUCUAUAUCCUUUGCUUCUUUAUCAGCUCCAACAGAGAUAAGAUAUUUAACAACUUCAAGUCGACCUUUUCUUGAUGCAAGAAUGAGUGGAGUUUCUCCAUCUAUAUCCUUUGCUUCUUUAUUAGCUCCAACAGAGAUAAGAUAUUUAACAACUUCAAGUCGACCUUUUCUUGAUGCAAGAAUGAGUGGAGUUUCUCCAUCUAUAUCCUUUGCUUCUUUAUUAGCUCCAACAGAGAUAAGAUAUUCAACAACUUCAAGAUGA